This is a messenger RNA of Penaeus monodon (black tiger shrimp), 3382 nucleotides long. RefSeq lists its product as uncharacterized. Lineage: Eukaryota; Metazoa; Arthropoda; Malacostraca; Decapoda; Penaeidae. The record is from RefSeq and is a predicted model, not a curated record. Gene Ontology annotation, cellular component: chromosome. Gene Ontology annotation, molecular function: chromatin insulator sequence binding. Gene Ontology annotation, biological process: regulation of transcription by RNA polymerase II.
CGUCGAAAUAUGGCGACGACUAAACAAUUUGUGUAGUCGACAGUGCAAUAGUUUUUGAGGAAUAACUUGGAGACUAUACUUUAUCACGCGUUGAAAUUUCAUAGGGCGAUUGCAGAGGGUUUGAAGAGUCAAGUGUCAAGAUGGGACGCGGAAGUACCAAUAUGGGUCAGAAUACCCCUGGCCUUCUGCUGGAGUGCGAAACCGAGGAGCUCUCUCAGGCACAGAUCAGCAAGAAGAAGAAAGCUCAGGAUGAUAUUCACCGACUCCAUAUCUUGCUAAAUAACACACUGAAUAAUGUACAGUCUGAUAAUACUGGGACUCAAGCCAUGGUGAAUGGAGGCAGUGGGGUACCAGCUGGACAGGUGGUAACCACAGCCAGUCAACCAAUCACUAGUGGCACAAAUGUGGUUGGUCUGCAAAUGCCUCAUUUCUUGCUCCUCCAAAAUGGCCAGAUGAUAGCAACAACUGCCCUUGCUUCAAAUGGUCAAAUUUGCCCCACAACUUCAGCUAACAAUACCACAGUAGUGCAGUCCAAUCAGCAGGUGUCAGCUGUCCUUUCUUUACCUCAGCCGGUGUCAGUUGCCAGUAAGCCAAAGAAUACUGCAACCCCACCUGUAGUGAGUCGACCUACAAGAGCAACAAGAACAAUGACAAAAUCUGUGUUACCAAGCCCAAGUGCAGGCACCCCAGACAUACAGGUGCUGCGUGAAAUGAGAACGCCACCCCAGUCUCAAGCUUCUUCUGCAUUGGGGAUGUUCUCAGACCCCAAGGUACUAACAAUGAGCGGAGGUUAUGUGUGGCUCAGCGAGUGCUGUGGGAAGAAGUAUGUAUCAGUGUUCAGUGGCUCCCUCUUUGGCUCCACACCCAUCGACAAGGUUCCUCCUACUUCAGUGUUGAAGCUUAUUUACCACUGGUCAUGCCAGACUUCCAUAGCCAAUGUAGAAACUUGGGUCAAGGUGGACAGAAACUUCAUCAACAAGAUGUACCAGUAUAUGAGAUGUAUUUGCUCUGUCAUGCUCCAAGAUAAGGUGUAUGACUUUGGUUUUGAUGGGACUACAGUGGAAUUGGGCAUUGUAAGCCUUGGCACAAGUACAGCUGACGGCACAAAGAAGGCUGUGAAGGUUGAGAUCCUAGGCCUCUAUGAUCGUAAAAUGAAAUCUUAUCGGUUAUUUGCAUCAGAACCUGAGCCAGGAAGUUCUUCUCGGCAGAGAUUUAUUCGCAUAUUGAAACCCAUGGAGUGUGUCGUCCAUGCCAAUGCAAUUAUUUUGUGUGAUCUUUCUGUUGAUAGGAACUGUCUGUAUAACAUGAAUUAUGCAAAGGUGAGCGUUUGUGAAACCAGUGAUAAUGAAGAUAACCUCCACUCAAAUGCUAGGAUCAUGUCUUACUUAAGACGGCAUGUUCCUAAAAUGUUCCAGAGCACACUAUCGCAGCUUACCCUUCAACAAGUACAAGUGGUAUUGGAUGAGCUGUGUUGGCGUGAACGUUAUGGGCAUAGUGCUGCUCAGUCAUAUAACAACAUGAUGGAACAUAUUACAUACCUCACUGCAAAGGAAGCAGAAAACCCUGGUGUGCUGCACCUCCUGGACUUUGUGUCUCAGAAUCCUCUCAAGAACUGGCGGUACAAGAGCCAGCAUUUCCCAAGGAAUCCCACAGCCCUUCAGCCCUCAGUCAUCAUGACCAGCCCGGGACCCAGUGCCAUCACUCCACAGAUCAGUGUGGAACGUCCAGUCUCCAGCAGAACACAGUAAUAAAGUUACUCUGGCACCAAGAAAGACACAAAGCAUUCCAGCAGAAUUACCAAAGAAAGCUCCAAAGCCUGUCAGUGCAUCAGUUGCCAACUCGCCUGAUGCAGUGGAAUUGGAACCAUUCUACUAUGGCCAAAUUCAGGGAGACAGAUCACUUGGACAGGAAGUUAAUACUUACACAUACACCUGCCACAUCUGUCAGAAAGACUACAAGAGCAAUCUAGCAUUCUAUGCUCAUCUCAAACUUCACCUCAAUCGAGUUGAUCCAGAUAACAAAUUUUGUUGCAAUUACUGUACUCAAUAUUUUGAUUCAGAGAAGAAACGAGAUUACCAUCACAAAUAUUUUCACCUGCAGAUGGACAAUCGAUAUACAUGGUGUCGCAUCUGCACAGAGAGCUUUCAGGGAGAGUACCAGCUGGUGAACCACAUGGCAAAGAAGCAUUAUGAGAGUGAACUGCCGUACCGCUGUGAAGUCUGUAACUUUGCCACGUCUAUUUACUAUAGCGUUAUUGACCAUUUCAAAAAGUCAGCAAGCUCCUUCUCACACAGGAUGUACCAACAUUUACAGAAACAUGCAUCACAACAAGGAAACUGUAGAUUCUGUUGUCUAACUUUCUAUAGUAAAUACUUGUUAGAUGAACACAAGAAGAAGGAUCAUGUUAGUCGUGCACAUGUAACUGGUUUACAAAGGUAUAAAGUCCCUCAAGGUGCCAACAAAAUUCUUUUCCGUCCAUGCGUGAAACGUGGACAGCCACGCCCAAGCACUGAUAACACUCCUGGCAGCCAAACCCCAUCAAAUAUCGUUGCAAUCUCCUCAACUCAGCAAUACCUGGACAAUGUAACUGUCAACACUGGAGAUGAUGACAAAACAUACUACUGCAUUGAGUGUGAUGCAAGCCUUACAUUAGAACACCAUUUCAAAGCUUAUCAGAAGUGCACCAAGUGUACAUAUGCUACUUGUUGCCGAAGUAUGAUAAGUAAACAUGCUCACGUGUUUCAUCCAAUGGGAAGGACUAGGAGAACUUACUAUAAUUUAGGCCCACCAGUUGUUCUUCCGAAGCCACUGUAUUGUAUUUGUGGCUUUAACACACGAAGUGGGAAUCAUCUUGCUCGACAUUUGGCACUCUGCGAUGGGGGCAGGAAGUCUGCCUACCCCUCUGUGAUGGAUGCCAUGGUGUACCGGGGAGACCACUUAACUGGAGGAGCCGUAUCCCUGGCUAACUUGGGUCUCAGCGGCCUGGCACUGAGUGGCAUGCUGUCCCCAGAUCUGCUUCCCCAAGCCUCUGACGAGCCAGGAACUGAGACCUCCUUAGACAUGACGCAUUUCAUGAGCAUGAGCAUGGAGGUGGAUGACGAAUGAUGAUCGCCCUGAACUAUGUGUGAGCUCACCAGAGGUUCACACGCCAGAGGACACACCACUUUGGCAAUGGAAGGGUGUGCACACUGCUGGAGGCAGCACUGCAGAGGGAAAGAGGCAAGGGUGAUAUAUUGUGCAGUGUCUCCCUGUGCCCAGCUCCAUGCUUCUAGGAAUUCCAUAGGCUUCAGGGAGCUCACUGAAUGUCCAUUGGAAAGUAGAUCCAAUUGUCUUGUAAAUAGAUACAUUUCUUUUACAAAGUAGAAAUAAAUAAGUAAUUAUA